AUGGCCUCCCAAGAAGUUGAUAAUGCAGAGCUGGGCACAGCCUCAUCUGGUGGUGCUCCAGGCGGCCAGGCAGAACUGGAAGGUGUGAAUAAUUCUGUUUACCAGCCCAUUGAUGGAUCACAAGAUUAUCAAAAGAUGGGACUACAAACGCUUGGGGCCAUCCAGAUCCUGAAUGGAGCCAUGAUUCUGGCUUUGGGUGUUUUUCUGGGUUCCUUGCAAUACUUGACCCACCUUUUCCGGCACUUCUUUUUCUUCACCUUCUACACAGGCUACCCGAUAUGGGGUGCUGUGUUUUUUAUUAGUUCAGGAACCCUGUCUGUUAUAGCAGGGAGAAAACCCACGAGAGGACUGAUGGAAAACAGUUUUGGAAUGAACAUCGCCAGUGCUACAAUUGCACUCGUUGGGAUUGUUUUUCUCUCAAUAAAUUUAGCAGUUAACAACCAGUCAAUCAAGAGUUGUCAGUCUUCAAACUCUCCGGACUUAUGCAUUUACAUGGGCUCCUCAUCAAACGGACUGGUGUCUCUAAUGCUGAUCCUCACCUUGCUGGAGCUGUGCAUAACCAUCUCUGUCUCAACCAUGUGGUGCAAGGCAAACUGCUGCGGUUUGAGAGAGGUGAAUAAGGUUUAUUUUUUAAUUCCGAAAGCACCUUGGUUCGGUCCACCAAUUCCUGAAGACACAGUGGGAAGAUGGCACCUGGGCUAUUACAUUUUCACUAUGAAAGGUACACCAAUACGUCUUUUAGUACCCUCUGUUCAUGCAAAUAUCUUUGUUUCCCGUGAGGAAGAAUUUUAUCGCAUCCCAGAAAAACAACACAGGUCUACGUGUGAAGCCAAGUACGCCUUAAACAGGGAAGAGAGGCUUUUCAAAGGUGCAAUUGGAGAACUUCUGAUACAGAAAUGGUUGAAUUGGGACACAAGUAGGGAAGGAUCUGGAAAGGAGGCACAGAAAGCUCUCUCUGUUCUGCAGUUCUCUCUCACCUUCUCAACUCCCACUAAAAAGUCUCAUUCUUAG
Propithecus coquereli (Coquerel's sifaka) is the source of this 1011-nucleotide messenger RNA. It is a transcript of the gene MS4A3, whose product is annotated as membrane-spanning 4-domains, subfamily A, member 3 (hematopoietic cell-specific). The record is from RefSeq and is a predicted model, not a curated record. NCBI's taxonomy places the organism in Eukaryota, Metazoa, Chordata, Mammalia, Primates, Indriidae. Gene Ontology annotation, cellular component: membrane. The transcript has 7 exons. Bases 1 to 1011 code for a protein of 336 amino acids.